Molecule: messenger RNA, 1170 nt
Organism: Ostreococcus tauri
Lineage: Eukaryota; Viridiplantae; Chlorophyta; Mamiellophyceae; Mamiellales; Bathycoccaceae
Product: unnamed product
Exons: 1
Coding region: 1-1170 (389 amino acids)
Source: RefSeq, a predicted model, not a curated record
AUGUCUACGAACGAUCUGACGAAGAAACCGUCGUUGAAUAAGGGAUUCAUGAGUUUUUUGAAGCGCGCGGAGGAGGAUAUCGUGGAAAAGGCGGCGCAGGAGGCGGACGCCGCGGCGGCGCAGGCGAGCGAGGCGCGCGCCAAGGCGGAUGAGGCGCAGAAAUCGUCCGAUAUCGAGAAGCAGGAGGCGGUGCGGGCGAUUCUGACGACGCAGAAGUCGCUCAAGGCGACGGCCCAGCUCGAGAAGACGCUAUCGAAGAAGGCGGCGAGGAACGACCAGCAAGCCGCGGCGAAACUCGAGGAAUUGAAGAAGGAGCGCGAGGCCGAGGAGGCGAAGAUCGAGCAGCACCAGGAAGCUUACAAUAAGGCGGAGGAGGAAGUGGCGAAGGCGACGAAGGAAGCCGCCGCCGCCACCGCCGCCGCCGCCGCCAAGGCUGCCGAGCUCGAAGAGAUGAAGAAGGCGGAGGAGGCAAAGGCGAAGGCUGAAGAGGAAGCCGCCGCCGCCAAGGCUGCCGAGGAGGCUGCCGCCAAGAAGGCCAAGGAAGAAGCCGCCGCCGCCAAGGCUGCCGAGGAGGCUGCCGCCAAGAAGGCCAAGGAAGAAGCCGCCGCCGCCGCCAAGGCUGCGGAAGAAGCCGCCAAGAAGGCGGAAGACGAAGCCAAGGCUGCCGCCUCUAAGAAGGCUGAAGAGGAAGCCGCCGCCGCCAAGGCUGCCGAGGAGGCUAAGGCCGCCGCGGAAGAAGCCGCUAAGAAGGCUGAAGAGCGAGCGACUAGAGCAGCUAGUAAAGCUAAGGAAGAGGCCGAGGCGGCCGCGAAGAAGGCUGAAAAAGAAGCCGCCGAAGCCGCCGCCGCUCAUCAAAAGGCUGAAGAGGAAGCCAAGGCUGCUUCUGAAGCUGCCAUGCGGGCUGAAGAAGAACGCAAGAAGGCCGAGAACAACUCUCUUAUCGCGGUACCGUUCAAGAUUUUUGGCAAGGCUCUCAGCAUAGGUGCCAGCGCCGUGAACGCCGUCGGCAAGACUGUUACGGGUGGUGACAAGAAGGUUGAAGAAAAGGAAAAGGUUACGGGUGGUGAUGCGAAGACUGAAGGAAAGACUGAAGAAAAGGUGAAGGUGGAGGUGCCUGUCAUCGAACAGCAGUCUUCUGGCCUCUGCGGCCUCGGUAUCUGCUGUUUCUAG